UCUGUUUUCAGAUUUGGAUAUUAGUCAUGAAAAAAGAGCUCGAGAAUGUGUCAUCCGUUUUCUUUUAGCUGCUAUAGUUCUCGAGAUCUCCUCAGUAGACAACGAAUUUUGCCCACCCUGUACGCCUUACUCUAUCUCGGAUCAGAGUAUGUAGGUACAGUUACUCUCGGGACCUUACACUUUGUCAACUGAAAAUCUUUGAAGGAAGUCGAUAUCAACCUCCCAUAGAAUUAAUAUUCUUAUGCGACUCAAUAAAAAUAUAUCAAUUAAAGGAAUCAACGUCUUCGCUUUUAUCUGGAAAUUUCAAGGGAAUUCCUUGUUCCCACUCCAUCUCCAGAGAAACACCCCAGGAAGGACGUCGAGAUGAAAAUCAAUAUCCAGAGAUGUGUUCGUGGGUUGCGUACCGGACAUUUCCACAGUAGCGAGCAUUCAUGCACAGAAAUGUAGUGCCUAAUCGCGCGAAUUAUUUGUAGUAGUGCUAGUAGUGAAGUGCUUAUCAAAUAUGUUUAGUUCCCAUAAUAAUAUUCUGUUCAAGGCCAUCAUCUUAGCCCUGUGUGUGAUAUCUUCAGUGCACAUAUUUCUUUUUCCAUUAUAUGGGUUAGAUACGCAACAGAGCACCGUUAAAACCCUCCAAGCUUUGGAGCAGUCGUUGUGUUUGAACAAUAUAAGACAUCACAAAACCUGGAAAAAAGCUAAAUGCCCUAGUUACGGUAUAGUAACUGUAAUGCAGGGAGGCCGUAUUGGCAAUCAGAUCUGGGAAUAUGCUUCCGUUUGGGCACUCGCGAGAAGAACAGGAUUGGAACCCUACAUCCCACGUUGCAUUAAGUUGAAAUUAGAACAAGUUUUUCACGCUUUAUCAUUGCCAACAUUCGAAGAGAUAGCUCAUUGUCCAUUCGAAAUGAACACCUUCGUCAGAUCAUUGGAUGAGUGGAACUACACCAACCAAAGUAUUAUUUUGCCAAAAUAUAUCAUUCACUACGAACUGGUAUUGCCAUGGGUCCAAGACAUCAAACAAGAGUUCGCCAUCAAGAAAAAACUCCUCAAUAAAGCUCAGAACAUCUUGCGUAUAGCUUCGAAACACAAAACCAAUUCUACCUUUGUUGGUGUACAUAUUAGAAGAACUGAUUACAAGAAUUUCCUGAUCGUUAAGCAUGGUAUCAAACCUGCGGACAAAAGUUUUUACAAUUCCGCGAUGCAAUAUUUCGAGGAAAAGUAUCGUAGAGUAGUUUUUGUUGUUGUAAGUGACGAUCCAAAGUGGUGUGUGAAGAAUUUUUCGCAUAGGAAGAACCUGUAUGUAACAGGUAGCUUUCAUCCGAAUUCGCCUGCUCUGGACUUGGCCAUUCUCAGCUCAUGUAACCAUUCCAUCUUCGACUAUGGCACCUACGGUGAAUGGGGUGCAAUCUUAGCUGGUGGUGAGACACUGUAUUAUAGUGUAGUUAAGAAUCAUUCCAUUUAUCGGGGUGGACAGUUACUACCAAAUUGGCAUGCCUUAAAUUGAGCCUGAUCAUUAAUAUGGUCGGUUCAGAAAUGAUCUUCGUACAAAUAAUAACCUGAAUAGGUGAAGUAUAUAGAAAAAAGACGAGAACUGAUUUCUUUUAACAGAACAGCAUAUUUUUCUUACAACUGUGUAUACUCACUUCAAACAUCCAAGUAAGAUUUCAAAGAUUUCAUUUCAUUCACUUGUGAAUAAAUGGCAAUAAGUGUGUGAAGAUUUCCAUCAGGUACGAAUGGAAACGAAGAUGAAUAGAAAUACCUUGAAGAAUGAUCUAAAUGAUAGAUACAUAUAUUUUUUCAAUCCUAAAAAUUUUGGAAUAUACUUGCGAGUUAUAAUGUUGAUGAAACCAGAUAAAAUGAUAUGAAUCAAUGAUGAUAUAUUGAUUCAUGACUUAAAUUGAAACUAGCUUUUGGAAAGUGAGGUAUUGAAUGGGUUGAACUCUUUUUGUGUAUAUAGAUAGUGAGUAAAAAGAAACGCACAGAAUACAGGGUGUCCCAAAACUAGUGAAUCAAACGUCACACCACGAUAGAGUAGACCGAAUACCAUUGAAUGUC
Coccinella septempunctata (seven-spotted ladybird) is the source of this 2049-nucleotide messenger RNA. RefSeq names its product galactoside 2-alpha-L-fucosyltransferase SEC1-like. Gene Ontology annotation, cellular component: membrane. The record is from RefSeq and is a predicted model, not a curated record. Bases 503 to 1498 code for a protein of 331 amino acids. Lineage: Eukaryota; Metazoa; Arthropoda; Insecta; Coleoptera; Coccinellidae. Gene Ontology annotation, biological process: carbohydrate metabolic process. Gene Ontology annotation, molecular function: galactoside 2-alpha-L-fucosyltransferase activity. The transcript has a single exon.